This is a messenger RNA of Micropterus dolomieu (smallmouth bass), 2786 nucleotides long. RefSeq names its product methionine adenosyltransferase I, alpha (gene mat1a). Gene Ontology annotation, molecular function: ATP binding; methionine adenosyltransferase activity. The transcript is spliced from 10 exons. Gene Ontology annotation, biological process: S-adenosylmethionine biosynthetic process. NCBI's taxonomy places the organism in Eukaryota, Metazoa, Chordata, Actinopteri, Centrarchiformes, Centrarchidae. Bases 135 to 1298 code for a protein of 387 amino acids. The record is from RefSeq and is a predicted model, not a curated record. Gene Ontology annotation, cellular component: cytosol.
UCUCUCUUAGGGAGAACCAGCAGGAAUAUAAAGUAGCCUUCCAAUCUCUCUGGACUGCUUGUUGGUGGGAACUGAGGAACCUUUUUCUCCCUGAGAGUACUGAGUCUUGCUGAGUACCUGGCCCCGUAGAAAAAAUGAGUGAUAUACUGGAAGACGGCUCUUUCAUGUUCACGUCGGAGUCCGUAGGAGAGGGACAUCCAGACAAGAUAUGUGACCAGAUCAGUGAUGCUGUGUUGGACGCUCACUUGAGACAGGACCCCGAUGCCAAAGUGGCCUGUGAGACGGUGUGUAAGACUGGCAUGGUGUUGCUCUGUGGUGAGAUCACGUCGCGGGCCAACGUGGACUACCAGAAGGUGGUGAGGGACACCAUCAAACACAUCGGCUACGAUAACUCUGACAAAGGUUUUGACUACAAGACGUGUAAUGUGCUGGUGGCUCUGGAGCAGCAGAGUCCGGACAUCGCUCAGGGAGUCCAUGUUGACAGACAGGAGGAGGACAUUGGUGCAGGAGACCAGGGUCUGAUGUUCGGCUACGCCACAGAUGAGACAGAGGAGUGCAUGCCUCUCACCAUCGUCUUAGCCCACAAACUCAACGCAAAAAUGGCUGAACUCAGACGCACCGGCAACAUCCCCUGGCUGCGUCCCGACUCUAAAACACAGGUGACAGUACAUUAUGACCAAAAGGACGGAGCUGUGAUCCCCAAGAGAGUUCACACCAUCGUGAUCUCUGUCCAGCAUGAUGACUGCAUCUCUCUGGAGGAACAGAAGAUGGUCCUCAAGGAGAAGGUGAUUAAAACCGUGGUUCCUGCUAAAUAUUUGGAUGACAAGACCAUCUACCACCUCCAGCCAAGUGGUCGCUUUGUCAUUGGAGGACCCCAGGGUGAUGCUGGUGUGACAGGCAGGAAGAUCAUUGUAGACACAUACGGAGGGUGGGGAGCUCACGGGGGCGGUGCUUUCUCUGGCAAAGACUUCUCAAAGGUGGACCGCUCAGCUGCUUACGCUGCUCGCUGGGUGGCCAAGUCUCUGGUCAAAGCAAAACUUUGCAGGAGAGUUCUGGUUCAGGUGUCUUAUGCUAUCGGAGUAGCCCAACCUCUGUCUAUCUCUGUGUUCACUUAUGGUUCCUCCCAGAGAACAGAGUCAGAGCUGCUCCACAUUGUUAACAAGAACUUUGAUCUGCGGCCAGGAGUCAUUGUCAGGGAACUGAACCUGAAGAGGCCGAUCUACCAGGAGACAGCCUCUUAUGGCCACUUUGGUCGCUCAGAGUUUUCUUGGGAGGUCCCCAAAAAGCUUGUCUUCUAAAUAUCCACCUGCUUGUCCUGAUCGACUCACCUGGAGGCUGAACAAGAUGCCUUUUCAUGGGCUACAACUGCCUGAUUGGACAUUGUUUUAAUAGGAAGAACUAAAGCCAAAGUUAGGUAUAAGUCAGCUUUAAAGAGGGGAGAAGAUAAUUAUAUGACAUAUAAUGGGACACUCUCCCAAUGAGGACAUGUGAGUAACCAAUCCUUUCCCUCCUGUCCUUUUCUAACCCACAACACAUCCAAUUAUUGGUGCUUUAGAAAUAUACAUACAAUCACUUGAUAACUUACAAUGAAGGAACACCACAGCAAAUAAAAUACUCUCAAGAUAAAUACUUCUACCCCACUAGAAGCAAUAGUGUUUUACCUCAAAAAGCUGUGAAUGUUGCUUUAUGUGACCAGGAUAACGUACAGAGACAACCUCAGUACUUCAUUUACAAAAUCAACAACAGCAAGCAUUUCAUCAGUGACUAUCGUAUCAAAGUGUAAUUAUUGGUCAACCAAAGGCUUGGCUUUAGAAAAAAAAAUGAAUCUUUUUGCCAUGACUGUAAAAUUCUUUUUCUAAGUCUCAUUAUGUAGUGUGUGCAACGGGAAGCUGUUUGCUCCGUUACGAUCACCACUGUACAAGAAGAGAGGUCAUCUCUUAUCUCUUAGACUCAUACUGCUCUUCUUUUCUGUCAUACUUUCAGCCCUGUUUUAUUCUAAUAUCAAUAUCACUUUUAUUGCAGCUCAACUGGUGGCUGAUUUGUAUCUUUAUCUUUUUUUUUUUUUUAUCUUUUUAAAGUCUUUUUUUUGUUUUGUUUUUUUAUCCUUCAGGGCAGGCCUGCUGCUGUGACUGGGUCUGUGAAUGUGUCUCUUUUUAGCAAAUAACUAAAAUUCUUUCGUAACUCUGACUUGAUCUCUUCUGUCUUUGUAGUGAAUUACCAAGCUGCAAGCUGUUGAGACUAAAGUAUUUAGUAGACUACUGAUGCAUUUUUCCACUUUUAUAAGCCUAUGCUAAUCCACGUUAAUAUCUGACUGAAUACUUCUCCUCUUAUUUUAUACAGCCUGCUUCUUCUAUAUCAUUUAGAUAUUUUGCUUAAGUUUGCUCUAUCUAAACACAUCUGUUGUCUCCUUACACUGCAGCUCUACAUUACAGCAGAGAUCCUUCUCCAUGUAUUUCGAGGGAAAAAGGGAGUGUUUAUUAAAAUAUUUUUCACAGGGCAUUUACAAAAAAUAAAUUUAAGUCAGCUUUCCCCAUUGCUUAACACAAAUUAUUUGAUCUUAUUUCCUUCUGAAACACUUCUGAUGGGUGUGAGGAAGUGUAAACAGUACUCGCCUCAAAACGUCAUGUGGUGAGCGUAACGAGCUGUGUCAUCUACAGCCCGCAUUGUUUUUGUAAGGGGGGGUUUUCCUCUAUUUAAUGUGUUGAUCUGGGUCAUCUUCUGUCAACUUUGUUGGCAAGAGAAACUGGACAAUGUAAAUAAUUAAACAAUAAAGAAAAUUAAAGAUA